Molecule: messenger RNA, 7792 nt
Organism: Drosophila navojoa
Lineage: Eukaryota; Metazoa; Arthropoda; Insecta; Diptera; Drosophilidae
Gene: Stacl
Product: SH3 and cysteine-rich domain-containing protein
Biological process (GO): skeletal muscle contraction; positive regulation of protein localization to plasma membrane; positive regulation of voltage-gated calcium channel activity
Molecular function (GO): protein binding
Source: RefSeq, a predicted model, not a curated record
UAAAAAUAAAAAUAUUUAAAAUAUAUAAAUAUAUUACUAUAUAAUAUAUACAUUUAAUGCGAUAUCUGGCGCUAUACGCGCGUAAAAAGUGGCAAACGGAUGCCCCUACACGCUGGCUAAAUCGACUCAAACGAGCUACGAGAAACGCGACACAUCAACAACUAAGUAACAAGUAAUAAAUAAACUAAACUAAACGAAACAAAACAAGAGCAAAAAAAAGAAAAACUUAAACGAACGCAAAUUGAUUUUUGUUGCAAACAAAUACACAAAAAUAUUAGUCAAUAAAUACGUGUCAUAAAUCAUCACGAAUAAUUUGUGCUAAAUCCGUUUCAAAACUUAAAAUGUCAACCAUAAAUUCAAGCAAAGGAUUUCAUUUAACACAAUUGCAGCUGCUCUAAACGUUAUUGCCAGCAUGCAACGCUCUAAAUGACAACACGAUCCCAAAAAGUUCGAACUCGUUUUGUGAUAAACCCAAGUUGAAUCAAUUUACUGAGACUUUGAGACCGAACAAAACAGAACAUUAUAAAAGACAAAAAUUGACGACACACUGCACUAACUAGAAGAAGAAGAAGAAGGACAACAAUAAAAAGAAAAAAAGAUAACACAAAAAGACAAGUCCAACCCUCUCGAACCGUUAGUCGAUAACCACGUUUAGUUAAGCGCUUUAUGAAUUUUGUUAGCCCUUUAGUGUUAGGGACUUGGCCCGAGUGCGCUCUGAUCUGAUUCAUAGCGUGUUGCCAUCAUGUCACAUGGCGACAUUGAGGAAUGUACGUAAUAUAUCCCGCCGAUGAGCUCAUCUUAAUGACCUAUGGUUUCUAUGCACCACGUGUGAAACCGCGUCCCACACUCGACUGCCUGCGCGAACCGCUCGUACCCAUCGAGAUUCCAGCGAGAUCAGCGAGACCCGUCGGCAUCUUAGCCAACAGUCCAGCCAACGCCAGUUCCAGCUUCAGCCAUCACAACUUUAUUGGCGCCGCCGCCGCCACCAGCUACACAAACGACUCGACGCGACCCACCGAGUGGUUAGCGGCCGCAGUGCAGCCGCCGAAUCCGUCACGCAUUCCCACAGCACCGCCCAACUCGCCGCACCGCCAGCCACCUAGUGUUAACUUUUUUAGCUUUGAGCAGGAGACGCCGUUGCAGCAGGAGCCAGAGCCAGAGUCGAAGCCGGAGCCACCAAUAUUGCCAAUUGGUGUGCAAUCAACGCAGACACAGAGCCUGCCGCCGACGCCGACGCGACGCACCUCACGCGCCUCGCUAACCCACUCGAAUCACAAUUCCGGUGGUGGCAGCAAACGCUCGAGCGUGCGCAGCAAUCGUUCGCAGGCGCCGUUGACGCCGCUGCUGCCACAUCAGCGACCGCUGAGCACGUCCAUGUAUAAUGACGCCAGCAUGCAAGGAGACGGCAAUCCCAGUGCGUCUGGACGUGCACCAUUCCAACGCAGCAGCGCCUACGACGAGGACUCACGUCUGAUUGACUAUGGAGCUGCAGGCGCUGCAGCGGGCGGGGCCGGCGGCGCAGUCGGAGCGAGUGGCGCUCUGGUCGAUGCCCGUUCGCGCAGUCCCAGCAUCUUCCUGGAGCCACCCUCACCAGAUCCCACGCACGCACACUUUGGCCCCGGCUGGGGUCGACCCAUGUCGCCCAUGGACCUGCCACCCGAGUGCUCCAGCAGCAGCCUGGCCAGCAAAUCGCCGACCAGCAGCAAAUCUCGUUUGCGGCCCAAGCUCCAUAUACCGCUGGGUCGACUGGGUCGCUCCACCUCCUCGGAUACGCGCGAGAGCAAUCGCCUGCGCGAAGAUGUUCAUGUGCACGUCGAGAAUCCGGUGUUCAGCAGCGAGAAUCUGCGCCAGAACAACUUCGAUGCAUUCUUCGAGGCACGCGAGCCGGUCAUCAAGCUGCAGCCGCGCAGCCCGAACGCAGCGUCGCCGGACGGACGCGGCUACUCGCCCCCCCUGGAGAGGUAUGCGGGUGUCUAUGACUCGCCGCGUACGCGCAGUCCGGCCGGCAGUGCGGCCAGCGGGGGCGGCGGGCUGUUUGCGCGCUCACCGCGGGAGGAUCGGGAGCGUGCGCUCAAUGCGCGCUCCCGCAGCGCAGAUAAUUGGGACGAGGCGGCUGGCGGUGCGGUGGGCGGGGCGACCGGCGGGACCGGCAGCAGCAGCGCCGGUGCUGGUGGUCGGGCCGGUGGCGGCGCGCACUCCAAAGAUUCUUUGGGAAAAUCUUCAAGUGGUCGAAAAAAUCGUAGUUUCUUUGGGUGGAGGGGACCACAGGGUGGUUCCCUUAGCCCACAGGGCAGCAUGGCGUCCUAUAAUGGCAUACUCAAGGACUACAGUCACAGCAGCUUGAAUGAGGCUUUCAAAUCCCAGAACAAUGUCAACUUUAAGUUAAUUAAAACAGUAUCCGAUUUCAACGAAUCACUCUCCCAAUUGUAUGAGGAACAUGCAACUGCCCUUCAGACUCUAGUAUCCAAUUAUCGCAAAAAGAAUGCCGAGCUGCGCAAGGAGAGACCCGCCUGCCAUCUGGCCAUCUUUCAGGCGUGGGAAACAUUCCUGCAGGAAACGGAAACCGACUCGCAGGCCUGCAACGAUGUUGCCAGCGUCCUCAGCCGCCAGGUAUCUCGGCCCAUGCUGGAUAAAUCCUUUCAUCGCAAAGUUCAAAGUCGCAAAAUCUUUACGCACAGGGAGUCUUUUGAGACUAUAAUCGCAAAGACUGAAGAGAAGCUGUCAAAGUGUCGCCUGGACUACAAGCAAUGCCAUCUGGCACACAGGCAGAACCCCAGCCAGCACUCGCUGACCGAAUAUAUCGAUGCGCACAAUGCGUACGUGCAGCAGUUGCAUGCCACCAAUGGCAUGCUGGAGGCCUACCAUUGCGACACGUUGCCCCAAUUGAUGCAGGAGCUGGAGGAGAUACACAACGACCUAUGCAACAUUGUUUCCGAUUCGCUGCAACAGGGCGCCGAUGUAAUUGCCGCCAAGGCCACGGACCAGUCGCGGCGCUACGGCUGCCUGGCCAGCCAGUGCAGCGCCGUCCAGCCCCAGCAGGAUCUGUUGAACUUUGUCCGUCUGCUGGCGCAGCCAUCGCAGGCUCAGAAGGUGCCCCGACGCGUCUUUGCCCCACCCCAAGCACAGCAGCCGGGCGAGCCGGCCGACGAGGCAGCUGACUAUAAUGAGAUGACGCCAAUUUUGCGCAACGAGCUCGUCUUUGACCGGCACUCGACGCUGUCGCAGCGCUCGGCACUGGAGUCGCUUAAGCGUGAGUCCAUUGAAUUGGAAUUGCAAAUACGUCAGCUGCAGGACUCCAUUGAUGCACUGAAUCGCACACAAAUGCGCGGCAUUGAGGGUCAGCUGUACAACAAGGUUAACGAGCUGCAGGAGGAUUUAUCCAUGAAGAAAUUCGAUUUACGCGCCAAGCAAAUACACCUGGCUGCCAUACGAGCACAGAAGGAGUUAUUCGUUAGCAAAGUUGAGCCAACUUCGCCGCGCAACGAACGCAAAUUCUCGGCCGCCACAGCGCCAUCGAUGAAAACAAAGUGGCUGAAAGCAUUUAAGAGCCUAAAGCCGGCGGGUUCUGGUUCAGCAACACAAGCAGAUAGCCAACAACCCCGACAAAAUCAAAUGUACCACGCCGUAUCAACCGUUUUGACCUUGAGGCGUAAUGGUGCCUCGAAUGCCCCAUCGGAAGCGCUGCGCCCCAAUUUGGAUGGCAGCCACCAUCUGCAGGAGUACACAUACAAAAAGAUAACAGCUUGCGAUGUUUGCUCGCAAAUUUUGAGAGGCCACACUCGUCAGGGCCUGCGCUGUCGCAUCUGCAAGCUGAACGCCCAUGGAGACUGUGCUCCGAAUUUACCGCGCUGCCAGCCCAAGCAGAAGCUGCUGCGUCGCCAAAAGAGCACCUCCGAGCUGGAGAAUCGCGUCGACAUCGAGGAAGAAACCGCCGACAAAUCCGUCCACGUGCCGGGCAAAACGCUGGACGUGAGCGCCGCUGGAACGGGAGUCGGAGCCGGAGCCGGAGUCGGAGUCGGAGGCGGAGUCGCUGCACCCAGCGCCGUCUCACAGCCGCUGCAACAGCUGCAGCCGGGCCUAGUCGAGCGUACGAUGCCCGUUCCCGAGAUACCCAUCGUCAAUGUGCCGGAGUCGUUGGCCCAGGAGACGCACCAGCCAUCGGCCCAUCAGCUACAUCAGAGCCAUCAGCGCAGCCUGGCAUCGGUGGCGCAGGCGGCGGCGGUGCGGGCCGGCCGCGGUGUGCGCCCACCGCCCGUGGCCAUGCCCAUUUUGGGCGUGCAGCUGCAACAACAGGAGCUGCAGCAGCAGCGCGGCGGUCUGCCGGUGCCCACACAAGAUAUCUCUAGUAGUUCAGCACCGCACUCUCCGCGCCGCCAAAAGCUGAAUUUGCGCAUGAAAUCGUUGAGCUUGGACUCACCCGAAUCGUCGGAGCUGCACGGUCAGUUUAGGCGACGCCAACAGCAUUUGCCCGCCGCGGCAGCUGCGUCCACAUCCAGCGGCUACUAUCAUGGCGGCUCGGGAGGCCAUCUGGAGCACAGUACUCCGCCGUCGAACAACAGCCGGCUGCACUCGCCAUCGAGCCCCUCGCAUCCGGGCCGCAAGCUGCUGUAUGCCACGCGCGGCAUGCGCGGCGGCAGCGUCGAUUUACCCGACGAUAUGGAGAAGUCACAGUCCUCGGCCAGCACAUCGCCUUGCCUAUCACCCAAAUCGCAUCGCCUCUUGCCCACCAAUUUGUACGUUAUACUCUACAACUUUAAGGCGCGGCAUGCCGAUGAGCUGGACCUCAAAGCGGGCUAUAAGGUGACGGUCAUCGAUACCGCCGAUCCGGAUUGGUGGAAGGGCAAAGUGCUGGGACGCGUCGGCUUCUUUCCGUCAAAGUACUGCGUCCGUCUCAAUGCCAACGAGAAGCCAUUACAGGUGACACACAAUCUGCAGGUAUCGGAUGGCGAGCGCGGCGAGAAUAUGACCCUGUUAAGAGACCAAAUUGUUAUACAGACUGGCGAUGAGGUGAACGGCAUGGUCAUGGUGCGCUCGGCGGACAAUCGUCAGGGCUAUUGCCCCAUCAAGUACCUGCAGGAGGUGUGACAGCCAGAAGAGGAAGAGCCGCCUGCAAAAUCAUCAAUGCAAACGUCGCGCGCCGCUGCCGCUACCGCUGCCGCAGCCGGCGCCGGCGACAAGACCAAGCGUAGAAUUAGAAUCGUAGUUACCGAUAAUAACAAUUUAGCUAGUAGCAGUAGCUCUAUACCCAUCACCCAUGUACAAUCACAAUCACAAACGCAAUCACAAACGCAGACGCAGGCGCAGACAUCGCCCAGCCGAGAGACGAAGCGCCUGAACAUCGAGUACAGCGAUGCGGAUGGCGGACUCAUCUGGGACAAGGACAAGGAUGUGCUGAUACUGUCGGGCCGCAACAAGAACGACAAGAACUGGGAGAACUGGGAGCGCAUACGCGAACAGAAGCUGGAGAAGAUGAAGAACAUCUGCUUCGAGAGCUAUCGCCAGUCGAAGCGGGACAAGCUGCUGCUGGCCAAGCCGAAGCCCAAGCAGCUGGACCCCACCUGGUACACGGACAACAUCUACUCGAAUCGCUCGGACGAUCUGGACGAGGACUAUGUGCCCGACUGCCUCAAGUACGGCAGCUACAGCAAUCGCAUUCUGCGCGACAUACGCGAACAGGACGAGAAGUAUGCGGAGGAUGCGCUGCCGAUGCGCGAGCGCCGCGGCGAGGGCGAGGGCUCGCCGGGCUACGGACUGCAGCGCUCGAAGAGCUGCAAGGAAUUCCAAUAUCCAAAGUCGCAGAGCUGCUGCUUCGAGGGCAACGUGUUCGAGGCGGGCGGCACUGGCGGCACGGGCAGCUCGGGGGCGACGGCCACCACAUCCAUACUGAAGAAUCGCGCUGGAGUGCCCAAAUCGUACUCGUUUAGCGCCUCCACAAAGACCAUGCCCUUCGACAUCAUCGACUACGAGCUGCCGCCCGCCUCGAACACGCGCCGGGAGAAGCGCGAGGCGUACAGACGGAGCAUGAAUAUGCUGUAUAGCAACAGCCUGGACGAGCGGACGCUGGCGCACAGCUGCUGUGCGCGGGAGCAGUGCACCAGUGCCAAGUGCUUGCUGGACGAUAUCUAUGCUGGCUCCAGGCGGCGGCUGGAUGCCUACGGCGCUGGCAGCAACAGGAAUCUGAAUUUGAAUCUCAAUUUGAAUCGCAGCCUGCGCUCGCCCGACGAUUGGUUGUUUGACGAGCGCGUCGAGGCAGCAGCAGAUCAUCAUCAUCAUCAUCAGCAGCACCAGCGGCUGGGCCGGGGCCAGCGCCUGCCAAUGGGUGCUCAGGCAACGCCAGCCGGCACGACCGUGAUCUGCUGCUGUGCGACAGAGGACUAUUGCUGCCAUCGCCAGGCACAGCAGCGGGCGGCAAGGCGGCCCCACUGUCCGGGCCAUCAUCCGGCCGCCGAAGAGGAGGAGCAUAUGCAUUGCCGCUACGACACCGACCUGGAGCAGUUCAUACGCGCCGAGCGCGAGCGCCUGCUGCUGCAGGACAAGUUCCUCGACGAGGACGAACGCUACUUGGCCCAGAGUCACAUGGCCAGUCCGGGCAGACGCUACGCGCACUAUACGCGGCCCACGCGCAGCAAAUCCCUGCUGGAGGUGCAGCCGCCCAGCUUGUUCGACGAGGACAGCUGCUCGGAUACGACUGAGAUCGAUCUGGAGGACUUCAACAUCGACCUGGAGAAGUACUGGGAGCAGCUGGACAAGCCGCCCAGCCCCAUCAACAUGGACAUGCGACGCAACAUGCACAGCAAUCUGAAGGUGAAGAACGUGAACGUGCGCUGCUACAACAACGGGCAGCCCAUCGAUAUGCACGACCGGGAGCACGAGCGGCUGAUGAUCAAGAAGUCGCUGCUGGAGGGCAUGCCGUCGCCGCCGCAGCUCGACUCGAGCGGCUCCUCGAACAAUGCGACGGGCUUUAGUUUUUUUGAGAAUCCCGCUGGUUCGCUGCACCACCCUCACCACCACCAACAACAGCACCACCCUCUCCAGCAGCGACACCAUGGUAUUGCAGCGCCAGCAGCACCAGCCUACGGUGGCUACGGCCACAAGGUGUACCCGACUGCCGAUACCCUGCCCACGUAUCAGUACAACAACUUCUACCCGGAGCACACGACCCUGGGCAGCGUGCUCACCCAGCAGCCGACGGCGGGCGUCCACCAUGCCUCGGCCGGCGGCCACUCGGCGCUGAGUCUGAUCAACAACAUCUUCUCCAUCUACAAGCCGAACAAGUACUCGCCCGAGAACUGCCAGCUGAACUACGAGAGCAAGCCGGAGCCGUGCAAGAAGAUGAACGUGCCGAGCACUCGACGGCCCCUGGGCGCCGCCUCCAGCAAUAUGCAGCAUGGCCACGAGUAUCUUCACUCGUCGAUGAAGCGCCCGCUGCUGGUCAGCGCCGAUCAGCCGCACUUCAAGAUCAUUCCCGAGAAGACGGGCCUGAAGAUCUCGCCGCUGCUGGCCUAUGAUGAAUACGGCGGCGGCGGCGGCGGGAUCGCCGGAGAUAAAUCACAUCAGAGGCUGACCAGCACGGCGCGACCUCUGAUGCUUCCGCACUGAUGGUGCUGGACCUUUCCGUGGUAUGGUAAUGGUAAUUAUUGUUAGUUAUGCUCACAGCGACUGCCGAGAAUCUCCAGAAAAGAAAACAGAAACUGAGAACUAAACACAACUAAAGGAAAAACCAAAAAAAAAAUGGAACUAACCAAAAGACUCGCUCGACAAGCAGCAAAAAUACAAAACCAAAAAAAAAAAA